UGGUGGGAGUUGGACUGAAAGCUUUAACGAGAAAAGAGGGGGGAACUUUUGCGGAAAUUUCACUGUAAAAAGUGGUGGUGUGUGCGUGGGCGAUAUUCAUAUCUUGAAGCCCACCACCACACAAAAGUAAACAACCACCGCGACAUUCUCUUUCUUUGACUCUAGACGGCGUUUACCCCUCUCUUUCUUUUUCCCUCCGGGACGCGUGCAGUCAACCCUUUUGGAGAUCGCCAUUUUCCCGAACAAGAAGUCAAGGUUCUACGGAGCAAAAGCUGAUCCGACCAUAUCUCAAUUGGCUGAACGAUUUGAAGUUUGAUGGGUUAAAAGAUCUCUUCUAUCUCUCAAUGCAUCACUUACCCCAGUUUCUCGUUAUUAAUGGCGAUACACGGAGAAAGAAGAAGACGCCAAAGAAACCAAAGCUCGAGCGUAUGAAUGCAAGGAAGAACAUCGAGUACGAGUUCUCCAGGACAUCCACAGAGGAGGCUUCAGUGCGGCCAUCAACUGUUCGAGGUACUCGCUCACUUGACAUACUACCCUCGUUAAUUGAUAGGACGAGCUUUCGGAUUGAUGGAAGUGAUGCUGGGCAAGUUGAAAUAAUUUGUCGUAGUUUAGGGUUUGAAAGUCCCGAAGAUUUUGGGAUUCCCGUGUCAUCCUGGGAAGCUAGAAAGAUCCGGUCUACUUCCGAUCUUCUUCCCAGCUCUCGUUUAAAUCUCGAUACUGAUCAUGGUGCGACCGCGAUUGAAGAAGAGCAACCAGCCGAAAUUAUUGGAAAGGAACGUAAAUCCGAUAUUAUUAGGGUUAGAGUUGGUAAUGGAAUUAAAGGUGUCCGGCCUCCAGUUCUUUCUCCCCCGUCUUCUUCUAUUCCGAAACCCUUGAUGCAUGAUCACGAUGCUGGAUCCGAGUGGGAUGUCGUUAGAAGUUUCGCCUCCAUUUCCAUUGAAGCCGGUUCUUCUUCUGCUCAUGUGAAUCAACAUGGGUUUAGGCUGUCCGAGGAAGAAGAAGCUGACGUGGAGAAUGUUAGGAUGAGACUAUCGGCAUCUUGUUCUUUUACAACUUCCAAUGAGGAUGAUUCAUCUAGUACUACCACAGAGCCUACAUCCAGUAUAUCACCAAAUGGAUACGGAUCUAAUAUAUCCACCAAUGGAAGAUUCAGGCACAUAACUAUUACUCACUGGCAGAGGGGUGAGCUCCUGGGGCGUGGCUCAUUUGGAUCAGUCUAUGAAGGCAUUUGCGACGGUGGGUGUUUUAUUGCUGUGAAGGAAGUCUCUUUGCUUGAUCAAGGUGAACAGGGAAGGCAGAGCGUACUCCAACUUGAACAGGAAAUUGCUCUUUUAAGUCAGUUUGAACAUGAGAACAUAGUUCGAUACUAUGGGACAGAUAAGGACGAGGCGAAGCUGUAUAUAUUUCUUGAGCUUGUAACAAAAGGUUCCCUUUUAAGUCUGUAUCAGAGAUACCAUCUUCAGGAUUCUCAAGUUUCCUCCUACACACGCCAGAUCUUACAUGGUCUUAAGUAUCUGCAUGAUCGCAGUGUCCUACACAGGGAUGUGAAGUGUGCAAACAUAUUGGUUGAUGCUAAUGGCUCAGUGAAACUUGCAGAUUUUGGGUUGGCUAAGGCCACUAAAUUCAAUGAUGUCAAGUCUUGCAAGGGAACUGCAUUCUGGAUGGCACCUGAGGUUGUAAAUCAAAAAAAGAAGGGGUAUGGACUUGCAGCAGACAUAUGGAGCCUUGGUUGCACUGUCUUGGAGAUGUUGACACGUCAGAUUCCGUAUUCCCCAAUGGAAUGUAUGGCUGCAUUAUAUAGAAUUGGAAGCGGUAAGCCUCCACCAGUUCCAGAUGGUGUUACUGGAGAGGCAAGGGAUUUCAUAUUCCAAUGCCUUCAUGUCAAUCCAAGAGAUCGUCCAACUGCUGCUCAGCUCUUAAACCAUCCAUUUGUUACAAGGCCACUUCCUGGAAACAGCUACAACUACAACUUUAAGAUCCUGAAUUAAACCAGAAUCAAGACACACAGAUGAGAUGAGAUGAGAUGAUGUGAUGCAAGCAAAAAUUGGGGAAUGAGGGAGGGAGGCAGUAUUAAUAUUAAUAUAAUAUUAAUUAAAUAGUGUUGCGUUGGGUUAAAAUGAUGAAACGUUGCUUCUGCUUCAGUUCUGUUGUGUUCCUAGUUCCCACCGGUGAUGUUGAAGUUGUUUAUGGUGUGAGUGAGUAGGAUUCUUGUUUCUCAUGUGUAGCAGCAGCAGCGGCGGCAGCAGCAGCAGCUGUUUAGAGAGAAAGUAAAAUGGUGUUUAGUUUGUUUGUACAUCAAUUCUUUUUGUUUUUGAUGACGACCAAUAGUAGUAGUUGUAGGAGUUUAGUUUGAAUUUGAAAUGUAAGUAAGAUUAUUGUUAUGUUUAAUGGCGAAGCGUAAGCAUUUUGCUUUCUAAA
Messenger RNA from Lactuca sativa (garden lettuce), 2418 nucleotides. Its product is annotated as mitogen-activated protein kinase kinase kinase 1. Gene Ontology annotation, biological process: protein phosphorylation; MAPK cascade. Gene Ontology annotation, molecular function: MAP kinase kinase kinase activity; ATP binding. Gene Ontology annotation, cellular component: cytoplasm. Lineage: Eukaryota; Viridiplantae; Streptophyta; Magnoliopsida; Asterales; Asteraceae. The record is from RefSeq and is a predicted model, not a curated record.